Paecilomyces variotii is the source of this 951-nucleotide messenger RNA. RefSeq names its product putative 3-hydroxybutyryl-CoA dehydrogenase. The record is from RefSeq and is a predicted model, not a curated record. Gene Ontology annotation, molecular function: oxidoreductase activity, acting on the CH-OH group of donors, NAD or NADP as acceptor; NAD+ binding. The transcript is spliced from 3 exons. Bases 1 to 951 code for a protein of 316 amino acids. Lineage: Eukaryota; Fungi; Ascomycota; Eurotiomycetes; Eurotiales; Thermoascaceae. Gene Ontology annotation, biological process: fatty acid metabolic process.
AUGUUUGCAGCCACCCUAAGAAGAAGAGGCCUUCCAAUGGCCGCCCGCUCCUUCAGCACCACGGUCCGCAUGUCUGCUGCCGAGGUCAAGAAGCUGGGUGUGAUAGGAGCCGGUCAGAUGGGUCUUGGAAUUGCAUUGGUUGCUGCUCAGAAGGCACAGGUGCCUGUAACCCUUGUCGAUAGCUCCCAGGCUUCCCUGGACAAGGGCCUCAAGUUUGCCGACAAGCUUCUAGAGAAGGAUGUCAGCAAGGAGCGCAUCACCCGCGAUGCCGCAGACGCUGCGCGCGCCCGGCUCUUUCCUAGUACCAGCCUGGACGACCUCUCCGAUGUAGAUUUCGUGAUCGAGGCCGUCCCCGAAAUCCCCGACUUGAAGACCAGUAUUUUCUCCAAGCUGGCCCAGAUCGCUCCCAAGCACGCCAUUCUGGCUACAAACACUUCCUCCAUCUCAAUCACCAGGAUCGCUGCUGCGACUACAACCGACAAGACAGAUCUUCAAGCGCCCUCCCGCGUCAUCUCUACCCACUUCAUGAACCCUGUCCCCGUGCAGAAGGGUGUUGAGAUCAUCUCUGGUCUCCAGACGUCUCCCGAGACCGUGGAAACCGCAAUUGCAUUCGUCGAGCGCAUGGGCAAAAUCCCCGCCCGCUCCGCUGACGCCCCUGGGUUCUUGGCCAACCGCAUCCUGAUGCCGUAUAUCAACGAAGCUAUCAUCUGUCUGGAGACGGGAAUCGGUGCCCGUGAAGAUAUCGAUAGCAUCAUGAAGUAUGGAACUAAUGUUCCCAUGGGACCUCUCACCCUGGCUGACUUCAUCGGUCUGGAUACCUGCCUGGCUAUCAUGAACGUGUUGCACACGGAGACCGGUGAUAGCAAGUACCGGCCCUCUGGCUUGUUGAAGAAGAUGGUCGAUGCGGGCUGGCUGGGUAAGAAGAGCGGAAAGGGAUUCUACGACUACUAG